GGGGGGGGUUGAGCCCCGUGAGCGGCGGGAGCAGCGCAGGGACCCUGGGGGGGUCCCGGCCCGGGGGUGUUCGCAUGAGCCCCCCCGCCAUGGCUGCGGGCAGCGGGGCAGCGGGGGCGGCUCCCCGGGAACACCGCCUGCAGCCCGGGGACACCUUGGCGGGGCUGGCGCUGCGCUACGGGGUGACGAUGGAGCAGAUCCAGCGUGCCAACCGCCUCUACACCUCAGACACCAUCUUCCUCAAGCCCACCCUCCUCAUCCCCGCCACACCGCAGCCCCCCCGGGGGUCACCGUGCCCCCAGGACCAGGACGAGGAGGCGGCUCCCGUCCCCCCGGGGGACACCUCGGUCGCCACCCCCUCCCCGUCCCGCCACGACCUCUCCGCCACCGAUUUCCUGCGCCGGCUCGACGCCGAGAUCGGGCGCUCCAAGGAGGCUGCGGCGCGGCGCCUGCGGGCGGGGGGCGUGGCUGAGGCCGAAGGCACCCGGAGCCCCAAGGACAGGGACCCAGCAGACCCACGGGGACCCCGACUCGGCCCACGGCCCCUCACCAGGACCCCCCGGGCGGCCACGCUGCGGGACACCGAGGACGAGAUCUUCACCCUGUGACACCGGGGACACUGGGGACACCAGGGACAAGAUCUUCACCCUGUGACACCGGGGACACUGGGGACACCAGGGACAAGAUCUUCACCCUGUGACACCGGGGACACUGGGGACACCAGGGACAAGAUCUUCACCUGGGGACAUUGGGGACAAGAUCUUCACCCUGUGACACUGGGGACACAGGGGACGUGUCACUGUGACUGUCACCCCUCGAAGAUGCCACCCCCCAGCCCCAGCCAGGGGAUGGCAGAGGGGACACAAGGAUCUUGAGGAGGGGGUCACACACGUUUGUGUCCCCUCUGUGUCUCUUUCGUCCCCCUGCAGGGACACCCGUGUGCAAAGCCACUUGUCCAGGGUGACUGGGAGGUACUGGGGGGUUACUGGGAGGUACUGGGAGGGAACUGGGAGGUACUGGGAGGUUACUGGGAGGUACUGGGAGGUAACUGGGAGGUACUGGGAGGUAACUGGGAGGAGCUGAUGUUUUUCCCCUCUAUUUAUUUGUACGUCUGUGCUCUCACGUGGAGUGGGAUCCCCACGGGGACAGGGACAGUCACCAAGAGCCUGUAAAUAAAGCAGAACACUGUCACCUG
Calypte anna (Anna's hummingbird) is the source of this 1195-nucleotide messenger RNA. RefSeq names its product LysM domain containing 1 (gene LYSMD1). Lineage: Eukaryota; Metazoa; Chordata; Aves; Apodiformes; Trochilidae. Bases 75 to 608 code for a protein of 177 amino acids. The transcript is spliced from 3 exons. The record is from RefSeq and is a predicted model, not a curated record.